Molecule: messenger RNA, 621 nt
Organism: Otolemur garnettii (small-eared galago)
Lineage: Eukaryota; Metazoa; Chordata; Mammalia; Primates; Galagidae
Gene: NMRK2
Product: nicotinamide riboside kinase 2
Exons: 7
Coding region: 1-621 (206 amino acids)
Cellular component (GO): cytoplasm
Source: RefSeq, a predicted model, not a curated record
AUGAAGCUCAUCGUGGGCAUUGGAGGUGUGACCAAUGGUGGCAAGACAACGCUAACCAACAGCCUGCUCAAAGUGCUGCCCAACUGCUGUGUGAUCCACCAGGAUGACUUUUUCAAGGAACAAGCACUGAGCCAAAUUCGGGCUCCUCUGUUUCAGCCGCAAGACCAAAUAGCAGUUGGGGAAGACGGCUUUAAGCAGUGGGAUGUGCUAGAGUCGCUGGACAUGGAGGCUAUGCUGAACACCGUGCAGGCCUGGCUGAGCAACCCUCAGAAGUUCGCUCGUGCCCAUGGGGUCAGCGUCUGGCCUGAGGACACCCACAUCCUCCUGUUGGAUGGCUUCCUACUCUACAGCUACAAGCCCCUGGUGGACUUGUACAGCCGCCGGUACUUUCUGACCAUCCCCUAUGAAGAAUGCAAGUGGAGGAGAAGUACACGAAGCUACAAGGUCCCCGAUUCUCCCAACUUGUUUGACGGUCACGUGUGGCCCAUGUACCAGAAGUAUAGACGAGAGAUGGAAGUGGAUGAUGUGGAAGUGGUCUACCUGGAUGGCAUGAAGUCCCGAGAGGAGCUCUUUCAGCAGGUCCUGGAAGACAUUCAGAACUCGCUCCUGAAUGACUCCUAG